Messenger RNA from Zingiber officinale, 2494 nucleotides. Its product is annotated as pentatricopeptide repeat-containing protein At4g28010-like. The record is from RefSeq and is a predicted model, not a curated record. Gene Ontology annotation, molecular function: protein binding. Bases 53 to 1900 code for a protein of 615 amino acids. The transcript has 4 exons. Lineage: Eukaryota; Viridiplantae; Streptophyta; Magnoliopsida; Zingiberales; Zingiberaceae.
GGCAUCAAAUUUCUUCUGGCCUUGGAUUUGUCGGAGGAAGUCAGGAAAUCUCAUGUCUCAGUUCAGAUUUCUCACGAGCCGCCGCCGCCUGAGCGCCUUAACCUCCCUGUUCUCCCAAUCCCCCGAACGAAGCUCGGUCUCCAAGCACGUCGCUUGUGCUGUCUCCAAUCCAGAAGGGAAGCAACCGCCGCUGUUCUCACCCAAGGCAACUGCCCCCAAUGUUCAUGCUCUCGUUGAUCUGAUCGACUCCUUCCUGCAGGCUAAAAACCUCAAAUCUGCUUUUUCGGCUGUGUGUUUGCUGUUCAAGAGCGGCCAUGCGACGGACGCUUUCAUUUUGAACCUUUUGGUGAAGGGUCUCUGCGAAGGCCGCUCCGUUUCCAAAGCCGUGCAGCUGUUCCGAGAGGUCGAGCGCAACAAGUGGAUUUUUCCCGACGUCAUCACUUAUAACACUCUCAUCAAUGGCCUGUGCAAGGAGAAAAGGAUGGAAGAAGCCAUGGAGCUAUGGAGAGAGAUGGCGUCAGGAACUGGUCCUGGCUGCUCCCCAGACACUGUCACCUACUCGACGCUUAUGAAUGGUCUCUCCAAGGCCGGAAGGGUGGAGGAAGCCAUGUCCUUGCUGGAUAACAUGAAAAGGAGCGGGCUUGAAGCCGAUGCGUAUGGCUACUGUGCUCUUGUAAGUGGUCUAUGUAAAGCUGGCUCCGUGGACAAGGCCCUGGAUCUCUUUCACGAAAUGUCCCUGAAGGAGGUACGCCCAAGCCCACGCCCACAUUUGGUCCUUUACAGCAGUUUGAUUCACGGUCUAUCCAAGCUUGGACGUUGGAAGGAGGCUAAAGAUAUGUUAUAUAACAUGGCGAGUCAGGGAAUCCGUCCCGAUGUCAUAACGUAUACUAGCUUGAUCGAUGGCCUCUGUAAAGAUGGAAAGAGCUCUGAGGCCCUGAAGCUGCUAGGUCUGAUGGUGGAGAAAGGCAAAACUGGUGAAGCAUUGAAAGUGCUCGGUCAAAUGCUUGAUAGUAGAUUUGGAGUUGAACCCGAUUUGUGGACAUUUAACACGGUUAUACAUGGACUUUGCAAGAGGCAUUAUGCUAGACUAGCCUUGAAGGUACAGAAGCUGAUGGUACGUAGAGGGUACACCUGUAAUCUGAUUACUUUCAAUAUGCUACUCGACGGACUCCUCAAGACGAAGGACAUUGAAGGGGCUAUCUACUUGAAAGGAGAGAUGGACUGCCUAGGACUGGAGCCUAACUCCUUCACAUACAGCAUCCUGAUAAAUGGGCUCUGCAAAAUGGGGCAUGUUGAGGAUGCAGAAAAGCUACUUCGUGAAAUGAAGGGAAAAGGAUUUUGUCCUACCUUAAUUGAUUAUAAUUCUAUAAUGACAAUACUGGCUAAGACAGAUAGAAUGGAGCAAGCACUGAGUUUAUUCAAUGAGAUGCAGAAGCCUAAUGUGGUUACCUUCACCAUUUUAAUUGAUGCGGCAUGCAAAACUGGAGAUAUGGAUUUGGUAAAGGACUUAUUUGUGGAUAUGCGUCAAAGUGAUAUCACUCCUGAUUCAGUUACAUAUUUUGCAUUAAUAAAUGGAUUUGUUGAAUCUGGAAAAACAGAUGAAGCUAUCCAAAUGUUGGAGCACAUGAAUGGUAGUGGAUUAGUUCCAAAUGUUAAAAUAUAUGAUUCACUUAUACGUUGCCUCAUAACAAAAGGCGAUACUAGAAAGAUUGUUAGCUUGCUUCAUCAAAUGGCAGCAAAUGAUGUGGCUCUUGAUACAAAGUUCAUGUCAACCCGUUUGGAUACCCUGCCAUUUGAUGGAGAAGAGAAGACCCUAUUGAAAUCUUUGCCGAAUUUCUCAAAUGAAUUGGCCGGAAGAACAAAAUUCUCAUGUCAUGAAUUGAUGGAAAAGCUCCAAUGAUCUUGCCUUGAGCUCUGAUUACCAGCUAGUGAGGCAUCUUGAGUUGGAGAACGAUUGAAUACGGAUUUCCAAUUUCAUGCUUUAUGCAUAAAGAAGCAUGAGUAUUCAAGUUCAUCAUGAGAAGCAGCUGUUGCUGAAGUCUACAACCAGCAACUUUGCAAGUGGUUUACUGAAACAACAUUCUGGAUGCUCUCUCUUAGCAGUCUGCUCCAGAGUUCCAUUUUGCGAUCCAUACUGAAUACUUUGCCAUUACCAAACAACAAACGCUUGCAGCAAAUAAAGCAGCAUGGAAUUCAUGCACUUUCGAUAAACAUUGUUUAUGAGAUGAACAGACACUCUCAGGCCUCUCCGAUCUCUACUUUGUCCAGGAUUUUUGUGAGCUUGCUGCACGGUGAAACGUUUACGAUUCACAGCAAAUUAUAGUGCGCAGUGUUUCCUGAAUACUCUCUAAUUCAACUACUCGUUCCCUAGAUGUUUUGGAAAGGCGCGAACCUUGACAGCUCUGUUGCAACUCAAUUUUGCAGUUUAUAAUUUAUAACUAUGUGUGGCAAUUGAUGUUGUGACACAAAUUUCUUGAGCAGUGUUUGUAAAAAU